Molecule: messenger RNA, 2378 nt
Organism: Populus trichocarpa (black cottonwood)
Lineage: Eukaryota; Viridiplantae; Streptophyta; Magnoliopsida; Malpighiales; Salicaceae
Product: putative pentatricopeptide repeat-containing protein At1g56570
Exons: 2
Coding region: 291-2006 (571 amino acids)
Biological process (GO): RNA modification
Molecular function (GO): RNA binding; protein binding
Source: RefSeq, a predicted model, not a curated record
UCUAUUAUCAUCUAAAAAACAAGUGUUAACUGUUUGCAGCAAAAACUUUGUAUGUUGAGGCCAUGUCUUUAGGGCCAACAAAAAGAUAACAAAAGGUCCUCUGCUUGUCUUGUGAAACUGGGACAAAUGCCGGAUGUAGUUGCAUCACACUUCAUGUCUUUGUGAUCUGAAAGUAGACAUCCCCACACUGUGUAUCCCUUCCACACCAUAUAAAGGCCUGUUCCCUCCAUUUUCCAUCAUGCUUUAAACUAUGAACACAAAAUACAGACAAUGACCAUGGACACUUGAACAUGAUCACCAAAAGACUGCUAUCCACCAGUAACUUCCAUCCUUUCCCACCUAUGAUAAAAAACUACCUACAGUGGGCCCAAAACACACCAAAGUACCAAUCAAGCACAGCUUUUAAGCCAAAGGGUACCUCCAUUCUAGCUACAGACCUCUUAAAAUCAUAUUUUGAAAAGGGCCUAAUCAGUCGAGCACGUAACUUGUUUGAUGAAAUGCCUGAGAGAGAUGUUGUUGCAUUGACCGCGAUGAUUUCAGGGUACACGCAUUGUAAUGAAUACACUCAAGCAUGGAGUGUUUUUCUUGAUAUGGUAAAGAAUGACAAUGUCCCACCAAAUGCAUUUACAAUAUCAAGUGUUCUAAAGGCUUGUAAAGGAAUGAACAGUGUUUUUUGUGGGGGUUUGGUUCAUGGAUUGGCUAUUAAAAGAAGGUUUGUGGAGGGGUUUAUUUAUGUAGAUAAUGCUCUCAUGGAUAUGUAUGCUACUUGUGGUGUAACUAUGAGGGAUGCUUGUGUUGUUUUUCACGAUAUUAAAGAGAAGAAUGUUGUGUCAUGGACUACCUUGAUUGCUGGUUACACUCACAGAGGUAAUGGGAGUCGCGCAGUUCAAGUCUUCCGGGAAAUGUCACUGGAGGGAGCAGAAUUGAACCCACAUAGCAUUUCGAUUGCUGUUAGAGCUUGUGCUUCAGUCGGCUCAAAUAUUCUUGGCCGACAAAUACAUACGGCAGUGAUUAAACAUGGAUUUGAGUCCGAUCUUCCUGUCAUGAAUUCUAUACUUGAUAUGUAUUGUAGGUGUGGUUGUUUAUCCGAGGCAAAGGAGUACUUCAAUGAGAUGAGUGAAAAAGAUUUGAUCACAUGGAAUACAUUAAUAGCUGGGUACGAAAGAUCAGAUUCUAUAGAGCCUCUCUUUAUAUUUUCACAAAUGGAGUCAGAAGGUUUUAGUCCAAAUUGCUUCACUUUCACCAGUCUUGUAGCAGCCUGUGCAAACGCAGCAGCUUUGCAAUGUGGACAGCAGGUUCAUGGAGGAAUUUUUCGCAGAGGGCUUGAUGGAAAUCUGGAAUUGGCUAAUGCCUUGAUUGAUAUGUAUGCAAAGUGUGGCAAUAUAAUUGAUUCACAAAAAAAUUUUAGUGAAAUGUCCUGUACAAAUUUAGUCUCCUGGACUUCUAUGAUGAUUGGAUAUGGGACUCAUGGAUAUGGUAAAGAGGCUGUUGAGUUGUUUGAUGAGAUGGUCAGGUCAGGCAUCAGACCUGAUCAGGUAGUGUUUAUGGCAGUUCUACAUGCAUGUAGUCAUGCCGGACUAGUUGAUCAAGGCUUGAGGUACUUCAACUGUAUGUUGGAUGAUUAUCACAUCAAGCCAAAUCAGGAGAUUUAUGGGUGUGUUGUAGGUUUGCUGGGCAGAGCUGGAAGAGUUGAGGAGGCCUAUCAUCUAAUAAGAAGCAUGCCAUUUAUGGCUGAUGAGUCUGUUUGGGGUGCUCUUCUUGGUGCUUGCAAGGCACAUAACCUUUCAAAGUUGGGCAAGUUGGCAGCUAAGAAGGCAUUGGCAUUGAAACCAAAUAUGGUUGAGACUUAUGUGAUGCUGUCAAAUAUCUAUGCUGCAGAAGGAAAAUGGGGAGAAGCUGAAAGAAUGAGAAAGCUGAUGAAGAGAGCAGGCUCUAAAAAAGAGGCCGGUAGGAGUUGGAUUGAGAUGCAUCUAAUGAUAUCCAGGGUUAUCGAAAAAUCUUGUUAACAAAGCCUCCACACCUCUCCAUCUCUCUCUGCCGAAUCUCCCUCUCGCACAUCUUCUUCCUCCCUCUCUCUCCCUCAGCGUCCCUCUCGCAUAUUUAAAUAGCUGUCCCUGCAAAUUUGGCUAUCAUACAAACAAAAAGAUGCCUCAUUUUCUUCUUACUAGGAAACAUAAAAAGUCAUCAAUCAACAUAUAUGAAGAAAUGAAUUUUAUUUUCUACAGUGUGAAAAGGUCAGCAGGCAAAUGAUACACACCUAUAUCACAGAUUGCAAAGGAUUUCAUGUAGAGCCAGUUUGGUGGUGACCAUCUACAGUGCAACUCAAGGACUGAUAUAUUGUUAUUGCUGAUUAAUCUUUUGUUACAAUAAGGAUCUCA